This is a messenger RNA of Sipha flava (yellow sugarcane aphid), 419 nucleotides long. RefSeq names its product guanine nucleotide-binding protein subunit gamma-1-like. Gene Ontology annotation, cellular component: heterotrimeric G-protein complex. Gene Ontology annotation, molecular function: G-protein beta-subunit binding. Bases 185 to 397 code for a protein of 70 amino acids. The record is from RefSeq and is a predicted model, not a curated record. The transcript has a single exon. Gene Ontology annotation, biological process: G protein-coupled receptor signaling pathway. Lineage: Eukaryota; Metazoa; Arthropoda; Insecta; Hemiptera; Aphididae.
AUUUUACAUAUUUAUAAUAUUUCUACACGUAUUUCGUAACGUAAUAAUCAAUUAAUUACCAACAACUUAAAAGAUUAUAUUUAUCCAUUUAAAUUUACUUCAAGUCCUUAUUGUGGACUUGUUUUUUGGUUUGUAACAAGUGUGACCACACCCAUCGAAAAUAGGCCUAUCCGAUACUGCAGUCAUGGACAUGAUGAUCUCCAACCUGCAACAGCAGCGGCAAAUUACAGAACAGCUUCGAAGAGAAGCAGCUGUGAAGCGUAUACCCGUUUCACAAGCAAUACAAGAUAUUAUUAAGUAUAUCCGAGAACGGGAAAUGGAGGAUUGCUUAAUGAUUGGCUUUUCAUCGCAGAAAGCUAAUCCAUUCAGAGAAAAAAGUACCUGUGCAGUUAUUUAAAAACCUAAUAUUAAUAUUGAAA